Aspergillus nidulans FGSC A4 is the source of this 741-nucleotide messenger RNA. RefSeq lists its product as uncharacterized. The record is from RefSeq and is a predicted model, not a curated record. The transcript has a single exon. Bases 1 to 741 code for a protein of 246 amino acids. Lineage: Eukaryota; Fungi; Ascomycota; Eurotiomycetes; Eurotiales; Aspergillaceae.
AUGGAUAUCUCGAGCGAGGAUCGAAGAAACGCAGCGGAUCUUCAGCAUAUCACUCAAGAAACCCUCUUUUGGCCCUCACGGCGACUGAUCAUGAAGAAGAUAGGCCUCAUUGCUGGAGUUUCGAUGCACGGCUGGCCCGAAACUAUUUCCAAAUCGCUCGGUCUUACCAAGACAUUCUUGCUCGUGACGGCGUGUCGGACAUGCUAUACAGACGACGAAGUCGCCAACACUUUGCUUGAGAUGAUGUGGCUCACCGAUAAGACUUUGCAAAUGCGGCCUCUUCACGAAUACAAUCUGCGAUUCGUCAACGCGAUUUCCGGCUAUUGUCAAGGCUUAAAUCCGUUUGACCAAUAUAGCAGCGUUGUUUCUCUGAUACGCAGCAGGGUUUCAUCGCGGAGAGAUAUGAGUAUACUUUUCGAGCAAUGUAGCCCAAAGAGCCUGGCUACGGUGUUGGUGGAGCUCUUCGCAGCGAUGCAGGAUGCCGACAUCACGAGGAUCACACUGGAGGGAACUAGGGGUGGUUGUUUCCUGGUGGCAGCGCUACAGUGGCUUCUGGAAGGAGAGCUCCAAUGCUUCUUCGGUGAUUCGCUGCUGUUUGGUGAAGCCGGAGCAAGGGUGGUGAUCCGACUUGUUGAACGCACCGAUCAUGCUGGUCGUCCAUAUUGGCAUAUUGGACGGUGGAAAGAAGAGAAUGAGCUGAAGCCUCUGAUCGAGGUGCGAGAUAGAUCCUCUAUAAACUAG